Molecule: messenger RNA, 1598 nt
Organism: Ctenocephalides felis (cat flea)
Lineage: Eukaryota; Metazoa; Arthropoda; Insecta; Siphonaptera; Pulicidae
Product: coiled-coil domain-containing protein 85C-like
Exons: 8
Coding region: 378-1598 (406 amino acids)
Source: RefSeq, a predicted model, not a curated record
CAUGUUUCUUAGCGUCUUUCAUACCGCAACAACGCAAGAGCGCGUACCGUUGCUUCUUGCUGAAGAAGGAAUUGUAAUAAUACAUUUAUGUACAAUAUAACAGUUUAUUCUUUUAAUAUUAUUUGUUAAUACGUGAAUUAUAUUGUGAAGUGUUAAUAAUAAUAAAUUACUGUGUUUUGAAAUAUUUGUGCAAUAUGUUUGAUGGUAGAAAAAAUCGUCAUUGCCAUACGGUUGUUGUUUACACGGCUUAAGAAUUAAUGGAGCAAAUGAUGUAAACGGUUCCUUGAAUUAUCUGGAGUAUGCAAAUUUUAAGAAAUCCUAUCUCCACGCAUGACCAAACUAUGCCUUUCAAGAGUUAAAAUAACAUUGCUGCGACCAUGUCCGGUAUUCCGAUUCCAUCGAACGGCCACCAUCAGCAGAUAGUACAGCAGCAACCACUGCUUCAGCAGUAUCAAGCGCAGGUCGCACCGAAUCCAAACGCUUUGGGCCCUCCUCAGGACGGGCAAACGCAGCAACAUCACCAGCAGGUACCUCCGAGGUACCAGCCACCUCCGCAGCCACAUUUAAUUAAACAGCAACCUCUAAGAGGACACCCUAUUGUGACGCAAGAUCAAUCGAAACAGAUCAGGCCGCAGCAAACUACCACCCAGGGGAUACCAUUGAAGGCACCGAUACAUCAGGCUGGUUACAACAGUCGACUGCCUCAUCGACAGAGUCUGGUACCCUCCAGUGGAAGGGCCUCCAGUGAAGAUUUAGACCAACGUCGAAUUCCACCUAAUCAGCCUUCGGCUUCAUUACAUCACCAGCAAAACGACAUGCUUAAGUUUGUGUCUCGGAGGUCCCACGAGGGCGUAGACCAUGCUGUGCAGAUGCAGGGACCACCUUUACAGAGGAUUCCUAAUGCACCUAACGGGAAUGAACAAGUUCGACAGCAGCUUCAAGCUCUUGCAAAUGAAGUAAGAGCUCUUAAAGAAGCUAAUAGAAGACUGACUGAUGACAAUCAGGAACUUCGUGACCUUUGCUGCUUUCUGGACGAUGAUCGUCAGAAGGGCAGAAAAUUAGCUCGAGAAUGGCAGAGAUUUGGCAGAUACACUGCCAGCGUUAUGAGACAAGAAGUUGCGGCAUAUCAAAGUAAACUUCGUCAGUUAGAUGAUAAGCAGCAGGAAUUAAUUAGAGACAACUUAGAACUAAAAGAAUUGUGCCUAUAUCUUGAUGAAGAACGAUCUGCAAAUGGAGGAGCCGGCUGUAGCAGGUGCCGGUCAUCGCAAUCUGCUAAUCAGUCCAGUGGCGGCGGAUCAGGUGCUGUCUUAAGAGAUGAUGGAGAUGGGAGCAGCAGUAGUACGAAUGCUGAUGAACCUCCUCCGCCACCACCGCUGCCGCCGCCGCACUGCUCAUCAAACGCCCCAGGAAAUAACGGUGGACCGCAAACGGGCGGAAGGGAAAGAAGAGAUUUGCACUCUAGAAGUGCUUUUAGCGAUCAAACUAUGAGAUACGUUCGUAGUCUUGAAUCACGCGUUCGACAACUCGAGGCAGAACGACUCGGCACUGCGCCGAUUUCCACUCAACAGAACCAGCAAAUAAACAGCGAACCAGCUUAG